GAGAUGUUUUGAGAGUAUAAAUUAGGGGCUCCAUCAAGGUGAAGGCUGCAGAUCUGCUUCGAUUCCCCUCCUGGGAAAUUCAGCCGAGAGCUGGACCAAGCUUCUCCUCUCGCACCAUGCAGCCCUGCUCCUCAGCCCUGGCCUUGCUGCUCCUGGCUGCCUGCACCCUGCCCACCAGCAGCUCCCCGGCUGAGCCCAGCUGCCUGCACUUCCCUGAGCUCCUGCCUGCAAAGCUGAAGGAGCUGAGGAUGAAGUUUGAGGAGAUCAAGGAUUACUUUCAAUCAAAAGAUGACGAACUUAGCAUCCAGCUGCUCAGCUCUGAACUGCUGGAUGAUUUUAAGGGGAGCUUCGGGUGCCAGUCGGUGUCAGAGAUGAUGCGGUUCUACACGGAGGAGGUCCUGCCCAGCGCCAUGAGGACCAGCACGCACCACCAGCAGAGCAUGGGUGACCUGGGCAACCUGCUGCUGAGCCUGAAGGCGACGAUGAGGCGCUGUCACAGAUUCUUCACGUGCGAGAAGAGGAGCAAAACCAUAAAGCACAUCAGGGAGACAUUCGAGAAGAUGAAUGAGAACGGAGUCUACAAGGCUAUGGGAGAGUUUGACAUUUUCAUCAACUACAUCGAAGAGUACUUGAUGAUGAAGAGGAGGAAGUGACAACGCCUGCGGGUCUGCACCUUGCACACCAAACCCUGCUGGUUUGUCAGGGAUCAC
This is a messenger RNA of Neopsephotus bourkii (Bourke's parrot), 710 nucleotides long. RefSeq names its product interleukin 10 (gene IL10). Gene Ontology annotation, biological process: immune response. Gene Ontology annotation, cellular component: extracellular region. Bases 117 to 653 code for a protein of 178 amino acids. The transcript has 5 exons. Lineage: Eukaryota; Metazoa; Chordata; Aves; Psittaciformes; Psittacidae. The record is from RefSeq and is a predicted model, not a curated record. Gene Ontology annotation, molecular function: cytokine activity.